Molecule: messenger RNA, 912 nt
Organism: Alternaria atra
Lineage: Eukaryota; Fungi; Ascomycota; Dothideomycetes; Pleosporales; Pleosporaceae
Exons: 2
Coding region: 1-912 (303 amino acids)
Source: RefSeq, a predicted model, not a curated record
AUGGUGAACUUCAAUUCCAUUGUUGCAUUUUCGACUUUCGGUCUGGGUGUGCUGGCACACCCAACCAUCAAACACAUUGACAGACGCUUUUGCUCUCUCGAGGAGCGCAGUGUCUUCGCCCGCGCUGAGGACCUCACUUCUCGCGCAACUAUCCCCAAAGCGACAACAUGGAACCCGCCUUCUAGCAUGGUGACCGGUCUGGACCAAGUCUGGAAGCAAACCAUGAAGGAGAACCCGCAGGGUCUCCAGGACAAGAACUGGAUCACCGAUCAGCUCAUUGCCAACAACGGAAGCCUCAAUUAUUGUGUUCGCUGGAACCACUCUGGCAAAAGCACCGCGACUGCGCGUGCUUCAACUGUCAAAGCUCUGCAGCGCUCGAUGCAGAAGUGGUUCGACGUACUUGUAGGAUUCGAAGGCUUCCCGCUUACCAAACUCAAUGUCGACGUUGUCGGCUACGCUGUCAAGAACAAGAACCUAAUCGAAGGUGACACUACCGGUCUCGAUAUCUACACCACAGCUGAUGGCGAUGGUGUACCCGAAUGCGACCCCCGGUGCUACCGCGCUAUUCAUCUUGAUGGCGAUUUGAGCCAAUGCCCCGGUGGUGAGGCUAGCCGCUACGAUAUCAGCCUCUGGCUCGACGAGAGUCUCGAGGGCCAAAUGGGUGGUUAUGGAUACAACUGGGGACAGGAAAUUGGUCCAGACUACUUCCUCAACAACAUCAACGAGGACAACAUUCACAUCUUGCUUCACGAGAUGGGCCAUGGCUUUGGUCUUCUAGACUUCUACGACUGGGUACCUCAGGGCCAGACCAACUUCAUUAUGAUGGCUGGUAGCGCGAUGGAAAUUACCGAGUUCGAUGCUUGGAUGCUGAGGGACUGGUGGAGGAAGUUGAAGGCCGAGCGCAACUGGUAG